GGUUUCCCCAGACCAGUCCCCAGUGGGAUGCACCCUUAUCCUGGCCUCCCCCGCCAGCCUCCUGCAAGACCCAGCAGCCCCCCCUUCCUGGAGACACACCCAGCUCCUUUUCAACACCCCAACCCAUCCUCCAACCCAUUUUUGGGAGAAACCCCUCUUCCUCUUAGUAGUUUUCAAUCUUCUGGGUGCUCUGGGUCUGUGCCCAACUUCCUUCCAGUUGAACCCCAGCCCCUUGGGACUCCUCAGACCCCUUUCCUGUCUGUAGAACACUUGAGAGGGUUAAUGAGGCUUUCUCAGUUUCCCCAAACACCCCUCUCCCCCAGAUACCUCUUAGCCUCUGAAAAAUAACCUAGUCCUUAUCUCCCCCUUUAGAUACCCCACUCCCUUCCCUAGCCUCACUGGGGGCCCCACCUCUCCUUCCUUCCCUUGAACUCCUGUAGAAUGUAGACAACCCCCCUCAGGCUAUUCUUGGCAGCUCUAGGCACUCCCCAGACAUUUGUCGGCCUCUUUACAGCCUCCUGGCUCUAUAGGCACCCCCUAGAUACACCAAUCCCUUUCCUAGGUCCCCAAAGGGACUUUAACCCCAUUAUCUUUUCCCCAGAAAUCUUGAGGGUGUGGACAACUCUCCUCACCUUUCUCAGCCCCUCUAGAACCUCCCUCCAGAUAUUCUCAGCCUCUUUCAAACACCUCUAGUUCCAUUUCUACCUCUCUGGAUGCCCCAAUCACCUCUCCAAACCCACCAAGGGGUUCUAGUCCCUUCUUCAUUGCCUCAGAACUCUUGAGACUGGCUAGCUCCCCAGUGUUUCUUGUUUCUACUUGGUAUCCCUAAAUAUUUCUCCAAUACAUGCGCACCCCUCUAGAAUUAUCUGUUUCUCAAUACACUCCCUCAGAUACCUUCUUGGCCAGUCUAGACGCCCCUUUUCUGCUCCUCUCCAUGUCCCCUAGCCACUUCAUCCCCCAGGUACCUCCCAGACACUCUAAAUGCCCCCCAAGCCCCUGCCCCUGUCUUUAGUACCUCCUCCAGGUUCCUCUCGGCCUCUCUAGACACCCCCAGUUUCCUUGUGCGAGUGGCCCAGGGCCUCUCCAAGCCCCUACCAUCCUGGAGACAGCCACGUUCUCCUAAAGGCCACCCCCCAAGUCUCCGAGGGCCUGGGGCGCACGGCAGGAUGGCGGCAGGCGUGGCCACGUGGCUGCCUUUUGCACGGGCGGCCGCAGUGGGCUGGCUGCCCCUGGCCCAGCAGCCCCUGCCCCCGGCACCAGGGGUGAAGGCUUCUCGAGGGGAUGAGGUUCUGGUGGUGAACGUGAGUGGACGGCGCUUUGAGACCUGGAAGAACACUCUGGACCGCUACCCAGACACCCUGCUGGGCAGUUCAGAGAAGGAAUUCUUCUACGAUGCCGACUUGGGCGAGUACUUCUUCGAUCGCGACCCGGACAUGUUCCGGCACGUGCUGAACUUCUACCGAACGGGCCGCCUGCACUGCCCGCGGCAGGAGUGCAUCCAGGCCUUCGAUGAAGAGCUGGCCUUCUAUGGUCUGGUGCCUGAACUCGUCGGCGACUGCUGCCUCGAAGAGUACCGAGACCGCAAGAAGGAGAACGCCGAGCGCCUGGCGGAAGACGAGGAGGCCGAAAAGGCCGGAGACGGGCCAGCCUUGCCAGCUGGCAGUUCCCUGCGCCAGAGGCUCUGGCGGGCCUUCGAGAACCCACACACGAGCACUGCGGCCCUCGUCUUCUACUAUGUGACCGGUUUUUUCAUAGCCGUGUCGGUCAUCGCCAACGUGGUUGAAACCAUCCCGUGCCGUGGCCCUGCACGGCGGCCCUCGAGGGAGCAGCCCUGUGGCGACCGCUUCCCGCUGGCCUUUUUCUGCAUGGACACGGCCUGUGUGCUCAUAUUCACGGGUGAAUACCUCCUGCGGCUGUUUGCUGCCCCCAGCCGCUGCCGCUUCUUGCGGAGUGUAAUGAGCCUCAUCGACGUGGUGGCCAUCCUGCCCUACUACAUCGGGCUUUUUGUGCCCAAGAAUGAGGAUGUCUCUGGUGCCUUUGUCACCUUGCGUGUGUUCCGGGUGUUCCGCAUCUUCAAGUUCUCGCGGCACUCACAGGGAUUACGGAUUCUGGGCUACACACUCAAGAGCUGUGCCUCUGAGCUGGGCUUUCUCCUCUUUUCCCUUACCAUGGCCAUCAUCAUCUUUGCCACUGUCAUGUUUUAUGCUGAAAAGGGCACAAACAAGACCAACUUUACUAGCAUCCCUGCAGCCUUCUGGUAUACCAUUGUCACCAUGACCACACUUGGCUAUGGAGAUAUGGUACCCAGCACCAUUGCUGGCAAGAUUUUCGGAUCCAUCUGCUCACUCAGUGGUGUCUUGGUCAUUGCCCUGCCUGUGCCAGUCAUUGUGUCCAACUUCAGCCGCAUCUACCACCAGAACCAGCGUGCUGACAAGCGCCGAGCACAGCAGAAGGUACGCUUGGCAAGGAUCCGGUUGGCAAAGAGUGGUACCACCAAUGCCUUCCUGCAGUACAAGCAGAAUGGGGGCCUUGAGGACAGUGGCAGUGGGGAGGAACAGGCGCUGUAUGUCAGGAACCGUUCUGCUUUUGAGCAGCAACAUCAUCAUUUGUUGCACUGUCUAGAGAAGACAACGUGCCAUGAGUUCACAGAUGAGCUAACCUUCAGCGAGACUCUGGGUGCUGUAUCACUGGGUGGCCGCACCAGCCGCAGCACCUCUGUGUCCUCCCAGCCAGUGGGGCCUGGCAGCCUGCUAUCCUCUUGCUGCCCCCGCAGGGCCAAGCGCCGUGCCAUCCGCCUUGCCAACUCCACUGCCUCGGUCAGCCAUGGCAGCAUGCAGGAGUUGGACACGCUGGCAGGGUUGCGGAGGAGCCCCGCCCCUCAGAGCCGCUCAAGCCUCAAUGCCAAGCCCCAUGACAGCCUUGACCUGAACUGCGACAGCCGGGACUUCGUGGCUGCCAUCAUCAGUAUCCCUACCCCUCCUGCCAACACCCCAGAUGAGAGCCAACCUUCCUCCCCUGGUGGUGGUGGCAGCGGUGGGGCCAGCAGCACCCUCAGGAACUCUAGCUUGGGUACCCUCCCUGAGACUGUCAAGAUCUCUUCCCUGUGAGGGGGGGGGCACCCAUGGAGAGGGCCCUCUUAAUUCUUGGAGACUCCUUUCCAAAGCCGUAUUUUGGGGAGGCAAACAAGGGCAGGCCUGGGAACCCUUUCUGCCCCCCACUGAGAACUAUGCAAUGGAGUUUCAUGGAAUGGCCCACCUUGUGGGGACAUAGCCCGGGAAUGGGAUACUUCCCCACCCCAGUUUUCCUGGUAGGAGCUGAAUCACUGGGUUUCCUCAGGACCCUGUCCUCCUUGCCCCAGCACACUGGGAUUAAGCCUCUCCCCCAGCUGGCCUCCUGCAUGAUCCUCCCCUCAGGCCCUCAGGCUCCCACCUGAUAUCUGAACUCUGGCCUGAGAAGGAGAGGUGAGACUUUCUCCUCUCUCUGGUUGGGCUGUGGAGGUUUGGAGGUUCAGAGAAAAGAACUGUCACCUCUGAUCUGGCCUCUGAGAGAGAUCCCCACCCUUCACCAGGCCCAACAACUCCCAGAUUCUGAAGCUUGAAAUGGAACCACAGGCUUCAUGGGCUGUGGCCUCAGCAGUGACCUGCUACACCUAGGCUUUGGCUCAGGAGUCAGGCAGCCUCUCCCAACACACACAGAUAGCACAAACACUACCCCCUCUUCCCUUGAUGCUGGAGAUGGGUCCCUGCAACCUUGUCCUCUGCUGGGUCCCCAGCAAACUAGCAAUAGCAGCUGCUGCCAUGACGUUAUGCAAAGCCUCUACCCAGUUUGCUGCAGCAUUUACAUCUGCCCUAAUUGGAGAGGCCACUUCUAAUACUCCUUUUCUCUCCUCCUCUGGUUUGCUUCCUUCCUGGGUUGGGCUGGAGUCUGGACCGGCUGAGAUAAGCACCCGGCAUCCAGCAAGGGCUGGGCUUGGUUUCCAGAUCAUGGACUGAUUCCAUGUUUUUGAGCAGGAGUCCAAAAGCAUCAGAGGCUAAGGCCUGAGUUGUUCUUGAACUCUGGGAGUUGUAGCAGGCAGGAGGAAUUUAUUUCUUUCUCCUCUCCCCUACAAUGCCUUUUCACAUCUCUCUCUCUCUUCUCCCUCUUGGGUCACCUUCUGGAACUCUGUUUGCUCUCAGGCUGAUAUCUGGCAUCAUCUCAGGUUCCCUGUCCCAAGAACUGUCCCUGUGGAGCUGGUGGCUGACAAAGAUGUAGUUUCCAUCAGUCAAUAAAACCUGAGAGAAG
Messenger RNA from Pteropus alecto (black flying fox), 4281 nucleotides. It is a transcript of the gene KCND1, whose product is annotated as potassium voltage-gated channel subfamily D member 1. Gene Ontology annotation, biological process: protein homooligomerization; potassium ion transmembrane transport. The record is from RefSeq and is a predicted model, not a curated record. The transcript is spliced from 6 exons. Gene Ontology annotation, molecular function: A-type (transient outward) potassium channel activity; protein binding. Lineage: Eukaryota; Metazoa; Chordata; Mammalia; Chiroptera; Pteropodidae. The coding region runs from base 1167 to 3107 and encodes 646 amino acids. Gene Ontology annotation, cellular component: membrane; voltage-gated potassium channel complex.